Molecule: messenger RNA, 890 nt
Organism: Schistosoma mattheei
Lineage: Eukaryota; Metazoa; Platyhelminthes; Trematoda; Strigeidida; Schistosomatidae
Source: the annotation of a GenBank genome assembly
AUGGUGAAGGAAAGGAAGUACUAUGAUCUGCUCGGCGUCCCUGUGACCGCCACUGAGGCGGAAAUAAAAAAGGCCUACCGCCAGAAAGCCCUUAAAUAUCACCCGGAUAAAAAUCCGGAUAGCGCAGAUAAGUUCAAAGAAAUCUCUCAAGCAUUUAUGGUUCUGAGCGAUCCUGAAAAAAGAGAAUUAUAUGAUGCAAGAGGCGAGCAAGGAAUUAAGGAGGGUGGCGUUGAUUCAGGUGGAAUGGCUGACCCAAUGGAUAUAUUCCAAAUGUUCUUCGGGGGUGGUCGUUCUCGCGGACCCCGUCGAGGCAAAGACUGUGUGCACCAGUUGUCAGUGACUUUAGAAGAGCUAUACAAUGGCAGUGUUAGGAAACUUGGUGUUACGCGAAAGGUUAUAUGUGAUCAGUGCCAAGGUCGUGGUGGCAAGGCGGGUGCCGUUGUAACCUGCCGCACAUGUCGAGGUACAGGCAUCCAGACUCACGUUCGCCAGUUAAACGUCGGGUUCGUUCAGCAGAUACAGACUACCUGCAGUGCAUGCAAGGGCGAAAAAGAAAUUAUCGAUCCAAAGGACUGUUGCAAAAAGUGUGAAGGCAGAAAAGUUGUCCGCGAAACCAAGGUGAUUGAAGUCCCAAUAGACAAAGGGAUGACUGAUGGUCAAACAAUCAAAUUCCAUGACGAAGGUGAUCGCGAACCGGGCUUAGAACCCGGCGAUCUUAUUAUUACCCUUGAUGAGCAACCGCAUAGCCGUUUCAUCAGACGUCGAAACGACUUGAUACACACUAUAGAAUUAUCACUCUCUGAAGCCUUGUGUGGCUUCCAGCGAACAAUACGAUCAUUAGAUGAUCGGACACUAGUGAUAACUUCCAGACCGGGUGAGGUGUAUACUAA